AUGUCAGAGCACCAAGCUAUUGCCAUCGUUGGGUCUGGCUGCCGUUUCCCUGGCGGUGCAUCGUCUCCUGACCAGCUAUGGGACAUUCUACGCGCCCCUAAGCAACUGGCGAUACCAAUUCCGCAAGAUCGAUUUAAUGCGAAAGGCUUCUACCACGAUAAGAGUCAAUACCACGGUCAUCUUAAUGUCAAAGAGGCCUACUUCAUCGAAGGAGAACGUGAAUUUGACGCCCCAUUUUUCAACAUCAACCCAGCUGAGGCAAAAUGUCUAGACCCCCAGGUCCGUCUUCUCCUCGAGGUAAUCUACGAAGCUUUGGAAGCAGGAGGGCAGAAUGUGGAUGACCUUCGGGGAUCUCAAACGGCCAUGUAUACGGGCCAAAUGCUCGCAGAAUACGAACAGAUCACUUCACGAGAUACAGACGCCCCUGUUGGAACAUAUCUCGCUUCUGGCACCGCACGCGCUAUGCUUUCCAAUAGGAUCUCCUAUCUUUAUGAUUGGCAUGGGCCGUCAAUGACAAUUGACACGGCAUGUAGUUCGAGCUUGGUGGCCCUUCAUCAAGCCAUUCAGCAACUUCGGACGGGACAGUCGCGAAUGGCUGUUGCUGCAGGGGUGAAUCUUCUACUCGACCCAAAGGAUUUUCUCUCCCUGGGCAUGCUCAGCAUGCUAUCGCCAAGCGGACGGUGUCGGAUGUGGGAUGCUAGUGCCGACGGUUACGCCCGAGGUGAUGCUAUUGCUGCAGUUAUUGUCAAGACGCUGCAGUCGGCAAUAGAAGACGGCGACCAAAUUGAAUGCAUCAUUCGAGAGACUGGGCUGAACCAGGAUGGGAAGACCAAGGGCAUUACCGCGCCAAACCAUGAGGCCCAGACACAGCUCAUCCGAGACUGCUAUUCUAGAGCUGGCCUAGACUUGAAUCAUCCGGCGGAUCGGCCUCAAUUCUUUGAGUGCCAUGGAACGGGCACGCUUGCCGGGGAUGCGGCGGAAGCUGAGGCUAUUAGCAAUGCCUUCUUUUCGUCAGACCUGCGGCCGAAUGGAACACCUAUUGAGAAUUUCCAGAAACUGGUUGUCGGCAGCAUCAAAACAGUUGUUGGUCACACAGAAGGAACAGCAGGUCUUGCCGGUAUUCUCAAAGCAUCCUUGGCUCUGCAGAACGCCAUGAUCCCCCCAAAUUUGUUAUUUGAAAAGCUGAACCCGCGCAUCGAGCCGUUCUACGACAACUUGAAGCUGUCCACUGCGCAGACGCCUUGGCCGUUGUUACCCGACAACGUCCCAAGACGUUCCCCAAUCAGAUUUCCAUCCCCGACGACCAGGGAAAAUUACCGCUUGCUAACACAUGAGCCCAGCUUCGGAUUUGGAGGAGCCAAUGCCCAUGCCAUCUUAGAAAGCUACAACCCAGAGCAAAAUCCGGAGACAAGCAGUCCAGAUGUGGUUUAUACACCGUUUGUCUUUUCUGCAUCCUCUGCAUCGUCCCUUGUUGCUUAUUUGAAGCGGUUCUGCGCCUACUUGGAAGCAAACUCUCACAAAUUCCGGCUGCGUGAUCUGGCCUACACGUUGCACAGUCGCCGUACACGCUUACCAUACGCGGCGACGUUUUCAGCGAGCACGGUGGAAACUCUCCUUGCGGGGGUCAAGGAGAAACUCAAGGGCGUACGAGAGGAUGGCAAAACCUCCGCCGUGGUACAAUUGAAGCGCAAGGAGAACCAGGUGUUACACAAGCCACGUCUCCUCGGCAUCUUUACUGGACAGGGCGCACAAUGGGCCGGAAUGGGGUCUGAAUUGAUUCACGGUUCGGAAAGAGCAGCUGGAAUCAUCUCAAAACUUGAGAAGCGGCUAGCUUGCCUUCCAGAAUCAGACCGUCCGGAAUGGUCGCUCAUGGAAGAACUGCUCAAAACACCAGAGACUUCCCGAAUUGGGGAGGCAAGUUUAUCACAGCCGCUCUGUACAGCCAUUCAGAUUCUUCAAGUCGAUCUACUGCGAGCCUCUGGGGUUACAUUUCAUUCAGUCGUCGGACACUCAUCUGGUGAGAUUGCCGCUGCACACGCUGCUGGUUUCCUCUCGUCCGACGAGGCUAUCUGCAUAGCGUACUAUAGGGGUCUUCAUGCCAGGCUGGCUUCGGGCAAGAGCCCUGGUGCGAUGAUGGCAGUAGGAUCUUCAGAGGAGGAUAUCCAAGAGCUAUGCGAUGAUCCAGCUUUGCGUGGGCGUCUGUCUAUUGCCGCUGUCAACUCUCCUGCGAGCGUCACUGUAUCUGGUGAUAGGGAUGCUAUUGAAGAGAUGCAGGUGAUUCUUGGCGACGAGAAGAAGUUUGCCCGUCUUUUGAAGGUCGAUACAGCCUAUCAUUCGUACCAUAUGAACGCUUGUGCUUCUGCUUAUCUCGAUUCACUUUCCACUCUUGGCAUCAGACCCAAGGAUGGAAAUCAGACAACCUGGUUCUCCUCCGUGUUGGAUGGCAAGUGCAUGACUGGCCAACACGGUGCUUUGAAGGGCGAGUACUGGAACACUAAUAUGACCCAACCGGUGCUUUUCAGCCGGGCAAUUUCAGAGGCUUGGAAGAUGGCCGAAGAAUUUGACCUGGUAAUCGAAGUCGGACCUCACCCUGCCCUCAAAGGACCGGCCCUUCAAUCUAUCCAAGAAUUGUCAACGUCGGUGGUGCCAUACACGGGUAUUUUCCGUCGGGGUUCCUCAGCCAUAGAGUCCGUGGCUGACGGUUUGGGCUGUAUUUGGGCGCAUCUUGGACGAGAUGCUGUCAACUUACAGGCAUACGAUAAUUUUGUUGCUGGCGAAUCUUCCCCUUGCAAACUACUCAAAGGACUUCCGACAUACAACUGGGACCAACAGGAGUACUGGACGGAGUCCAGGCAGGCCAGGGCGUAUCGCCUCCGUCCAGACCGCGUCCACGAACUUCUUGGCCACAUGGGACCCGAUUCUAACAAGCAGGCUAUGCACUGGCGGCACAUUCUACGCCCGUUUGAAUUUCCUUGGAUCCGUGGCCACAAACUACAGGGGCAGAUGGUCUUCCCUGGAGCUGCAUACGCUGUGACCGCCUUGGAGGCAGCUGUGGCCAUGUGUAAGAAAUUGGCAGUAUCUGCUCGUCUUGUUGAGAUUAUUGAUCUGGACAUUGAAAAGGCCCUUGUAUUUGAUCUAGAGGAUUCCUCCUUUGAAGUCAUCAUUUCCAUGGUAGACAUUAGGUGCUCUACUCCAGGCUCGGUUACUGCGAACUUUACAUAUCAUAGUGGUGAAGUCAAAGGGGAUAGCGGAUUAAGCUUGAUGGUGAAGGCCAGUGUUCACGUUGCUAUAGGAGAGCCCUCCAUAAAUGCCCUGCCAACACAUCCAAUGCAGCCACCGAACAUGCUCCCAGUUGACGUGGACAAGUUCUACUCUGCCUCGAGAGGUGUGGGCUAUGAGUGGGAAGGUGCUUUCCGCGGUAUGUCGAGCGCCCAAAGGAAGCUUGGCUGGGCAGCGGGAACUGUUGAGAGCAUAGAGGAGUCAGAGUUGAUAUGCCACCCCGCACUCUUGGACAGUGCAUUCCAAGCCAUCAAUCUCGCUCGUUCUUAUCCCGAAGACGGCCAGUUAAAACGCAUCGAAGUCCCCAAGAUGAUCCGGCGGAUUAGUUUUAAUCCCUACCUAUGUGCAAAUAAGGCUAAAAAGGGAAGCCUUUUGCGAUUCCUCGCCUCUAAUCACCCGGAUGCCCUCACGACAGAUGGCACCAUCGCCGUUUAUCCCGGCGACUGUUCUUCCAACAGCGCUUUGCUCCAAGUCUGCGGUUUUCAAUGCGUCCCUCUCGCCCCGGUAACCGCCCAAGAUGACAAGGAAGCUUUUGCCAAGAUGAUUUGGGAUGUGGCCGAACCGGAUGCUGAAAGCAUGGACCUUGUCGAGUCUUUGACCCUUCCACGACAUUUGGAAAUCGCUGGUGCCCUUGAAAAGCUAUCCCUUUCUUUCCUCCAACAACUUGAACAAAAGAUGCAAACGAAUCUCCCAGCGCGUUCCCAAACAUUGCAUUCUCAAAUUCUUACUUUCGCAAAUGAAGCUAGGGCGCUUGUCCAGGCUCGUAAUCCUGAAUGGAAGUGCGACACAUACGAGGAUCUGGUCCUCUCGCUGGGCCACUUAAACGAGGUUGCCGAUAUUAAAAUACUUCGGGAGGCUUGUGAAAUAUUAUCAUUCAGAAUCAUCGACGACAAGCCUCAUUUAGAGGGGGACGCGCAGCUCCAGCGCCGCUUUUGCGCAGAGACGAUCGGUCCGAGCAUUUACUACGAUCUUCUUGCAGAGGUAGUGAGGCAGCUCACCCACCGUAACCCGCAUAUGAGCAUGCUCCAGAUUGGAGUGGGAGAAGGUCUCGCGAUUGAGGUUAUCCUCGGCCAGAUUGGUGAAGCUUUUUCAUCAUACACUUGUACUGACUCAUCCGCAGACUGCGUUGAUGCCGUUAAAACUAGGAUGUCGCAUCACGAAAAACUCUCUUUCAAAAAAUUAAUCCUUGCCGAGGAUGCUUCAAAGCAAGGCUUUGCAAAAGAAUCGUAUGAUGUAAUCAUCGUCGCGCUCACUCUUCACACCAUGCCCAAUGUCAAAUAUGCUCUCCGAAGUGCCCGAACUCUGCUACGACCCGGGGGACAAUUGGUGGUGCUUGAGGCUCUCCCUUCUCACUCUUACGUAUACCGUCUUAUCCUGGAGGCGUCUCAGUCAUGGGAUCAAGAGGAAGGAGAUGAGAAGAGGGCAUCUCCGGCGCUAUUAGACCCGGUACAGUGGAAUGAGUUACUACUUGAGACGGGAUUCUCUGGCUGCGAUACAGUAUCUCAGCAAGCUACAGAGGGAAACUGUCUCUCCCAUUUUACUGUUUUCACGUCUCAGGCCGUGGACGAGAAGCUGACCUUUAUGCGGGAUCCGUUAUCCACGUCCUCAGAUGGGCUGUUCGCUGAAACGAAGCUUCUUGAGGACCUGCUGAUCCUGGGAGGGGCCCAGCUUCGGACAGCGAGGCUAAUCCAACGUAUUGCAGGCCUUUUGAAGCCGUAUUCGGGGAGGGUAAGGGUGGCUCCUACACUGGCACACGUAUCAACUGAGACCGUAUCACCUCAGACGACUCUCCUGGGUCUUGCGCAGCUCGAUGGUCCCAUGCUUGAGAAUAUCUCCAGCCACGACUGGGAUACAUUGCGAAGUCUAUUAAUGAAUGCCGGAUCCUUGUUCUGGGUGACAGCCGGAAGACGCGCGGAAUCACCCUUUGGAACAAUGAUGGCCGGACUGAUCCGUUCCGUCGUUCGUGAGGCACUCACUCUCGACUGGCAGAUGCUUGACUUUGAAGGAACCAAGAUUGUUGACCCCUAUAUGCUUGUGGAGGGUCUUUUACGGUUCCAAGCUCAGGUGUUUUGGCGCAAACAAGGUGCAAGCAUUGCUCCUGCUGAAGCAGAAUUGGUGAUUGACCAACGGGGCCGUUUCCUUGUUCCUCGGCUCAUUACUUGUCGAUAUAUGAAUGACCGAUACAACUCUCAAGGCCGGCCCAUCACAAUCAAAUUGGAUCAUCGGGUCAAAGACGUAUAUAUAAAAUCAUCUAAUGGCGCUUUAGGCUACUAUAACCUGGGUCAUGAUGCACUUCCGGCUCCCGAUGGCCUCGAAUCAACCGUCCAGAUAGAGACCAGCCAUUCUCUUCUUUCAGCUGUUCGUGUCACUGAGUUUGACUGCCUGUUUGUUAUGGUUGGGAAACGAGAGAACUCUGGACAGAGACUAAUCGCAUUGUCAACCGAGUGCUCUUCUCGUGCGCUCCCCCUUGAGACUCUUUCUAUUCAGGCUACAGUGCAAGAAGGCGAUGAAUGCAAAUAUUUAUCGCUGGUUGCCAACUAUCUGUUGACUGUAUUUGUUACCCGGGGGUUGCACUCCUCUGAUGUGGUCGUGGUGUUUGAACCGAGUGCAGUAUUCGCUUCCACAUUAGCGAAUCAGUCCAAAGAGCUCGGGUUGCAUUUGAGGUUUCUCACAAUGAGCGCCGAAAAAGCUGUAGAGAGUAAGGAUGAGAACUGGAUUCUUAUUCACCAGUCCGCUUCGGAACACGAACUUUCAAGCGUCAUACCUCCCAACACGUCCGUUUUCAUCAACUACCUGGGUUUGCCGGAUAAUGAGUUCAUCCUCAAUCGUCUGGACAAGUUCCUCCCUCGCCUGUGCAGGCGAGAAAGUCUAAAUACCUUAUUUAUGAACACCGGGAAGAAUCCAUCCGAUGACUUGAUGAGAGAAGUAUCCAAACGACUCAAAGAAGCCGUGGCCUACGCAGCGGUACAUAUAGCGGAAGUCGGCGCAAGGGCACACGACGAAGUGCCCGUGCUCUCUAUUGACGCGGUACCAGACGCCAGUGCUGCUAACACCGUUCCCUAUUCGUGCGUUUGUUGGACUGUGGCAUCUAAACUCGGCGUUCAGGUUCGGCCAAUGGAUACGCAAAUCAAGUUUUCAGCCCGCAAGUCGUACUGGUUCGCUGGCCUUAGCAAAGGCCUUGGUCUUGCGCUCUGUGAAUGGAUGGCGCGACGGGGGGCAAGGUAUUUCGUUGUUUCGAGCCGGACUCCCAAGAUUGAUCCAUCGUGGAUUCAAAGCAUGCAUCGCAAAGGUGUCCUGAUCAAAAUUUCCCCGUGCAGCGAUAUCACGAACAAGGACCGAGUGGUCGCCGUAUACCAAGAGAUUUGCGAAACACUUCCUCCUAUCGGAGGUGUCCUUCAAGGUUCAAGUCUCCUCACCGCAGUGGUAAUCGAAAACGUGGCAAUUCGGGACAUGACACUCGAGAAAUUCCUCACUGGUACAAGAUCCAAAGUCGAGGGCAGCGUACAUCUAAACAAUCUAUUCCAACAAAACAAUAUAGACUUCUUCGUGUUCUUUUCUUCUGUUGUUGCCGUCAUAGGGCGACCUGGACAAGCCAACUACAGCGCCCCCAACAUGUUCAUGGCAGCUCUUGCAGAGCAACGUCGGCGAAAGGGCUUAGCAGGGUCCAUCAUACAUCUAGGUGCCGUAUUUGGCAUCGGUUAUGCAACGAUGCAGCAAGAUGACAUCUACACGCCAACCAGACUCAAAGCAUCGGGUUUGAUCCCCACGGCCGAGCGAGACUUUUAUCAACUCUUUGCCGAAGCAGUGGUUGCAGGCCGCCCAGGUUCCGGGGCCGACUCGAUCGAACUCGUGAGCGGUCUAGGAAGAAUUGCGUAUGAUGAACCGGAGCCUCCGGCCUGGGGAACUGAGCCAAUGAUGCGUCACUUUGUCAGAAGCCCGGAUCAGAGUUCAAAUAAAGGAGCCGGCAAUCACGUCAGUCUUCCAUUCAAGGUACAGCUGGCGCAGGCAAAGACGCGAGCGCAGGUCUCUGGCAUGAUCACUGAAGCUUUUACCCAAAAGCUGUAUAGCGUAUUCCAGAUGGAUGAAAAUAUGAUGAACCUGGCAGAGUUAAUCCAGAAGAGGAUUGAUGAGAUGGGGAUAGACUCAUUGAUGGCAGUCGAGAUUCGUAGUUGGUUCAUGACGAAUCUCGAAGUGAACAUUCCUAUUCUGAAAAUACUGGGUGGGAUUACGGUCGCAGAAUUAAUCAAAACUGCAGCCGAUACUAUCCCGGAUAGACUUGUUCCUGGAUUGGUUUCAGAGGAAGGGGCAGACCGAGCCGUCGUUGAGAAGACGUCGGUAGAGGAGCCGAAUUCUGCAGGCCAUGACUCUGGGAUCGAAGUCAAUGAGUCUCUGGAUGAUACCAAUGAUUCCAACAGCAGCAUCCAGGAUCAAACAACUCAACCUGAUGAUACACCUGCCGUUCCGUCACAGUCAGUUGUCACUUCGCAGCCUAAAUUUGUAAAGACCUCAAAAUUAUCUUACAGUCAAGACAUGUUCUGGUUUGUUUGGUCAUUCCUCGAAGACAAGAGCAGUUUGAAUCAUACUGCCUGGGGUCGAGUUACGGGACAAGUCCAAGUUGGCGAUUUUGAGUCCGCUUGGGUAACCAUGAUCUCAAGGCAUGAGAUUCUACGGACAUGUAUUAUUCAACAAGACGGCAAGCCUGUUCAGGCUGUAAUGGCCGAAUCUCAUCUUCCAUUCGAAGUAAGGAAAGUGAGCCGGGAAGAAGAGGUCUAUCAACUUGUUCAAAAUCUUCAAGACAGAUGGGUCUAUGACAUUGCCAUAGGGCAGACUAUUCGGUCGUACUUGCUAUCCUUGUCGCCCACGGAGCACUUCUUCGUCAUUGGCUUUCAUCCGCUGGUCGCAGAUGGGAUGACGGCCAUCAUCAUGAUCAAAGAGAUCCAGGAAUUAUAUGCUGCCAGUUCACACAAACUGACCCUCAAUAUGCACCUACCUCGGCAAUACUCGAACUAUUCCAACCAGCAGCAUGCGGACUAUGCUCAGGGCCGCUUUGAAAAAGACUUGCAAUUCUGGAAACAGCAAUUUAAUCCGAUGCCACCCCCGCUUCCGAUUCUUACUCUUUCAACAUCGUCUUCACGACCAGAUCUGGCCAAGUAUGCAAACAAACAGGCCGUUCUGAGAAUCGGCACGCAACUGAAAAAGCAGGUUCAAGAUACUUGCAGGAAACACAGGAUCACACCUUUCCAUUUUUACCUCUCUGUUUUCAGGGUCCUGCUUUUACGAUACUCCCCUGCCGGUGAUGGAGAAGACGUGUGCAUAGGUAUAGGAGAUGCCAAUCGCACCGAGGACGAGAUGCUCGACGUUUUGGGUCCAUUUGUCAACUUUCUCCCAGUCCGGCUUUGUACCCAAGGUUCUACCAAAUUCUCGGAUCUUCUACAGCAAGCACGAGAGAAGGCGUACGAGGCAAUUAGCCACUCCAAGGUGCCCUUCCAGGUGCUUCUUCAAGAGCUCAAUAUCACUCCAUCUCCGUCACAUCCGUCGUUGUAUCAGUGCUUCACCAAUUAUCGACAGGGCCUCCUGAACAGCACGAAUUUUGGAGAUGCCCAGGGAGAUUUGACCAUUCACUCCAUUGAUGUCAAUAUUUCAAAGCAACCUUACGACUUGACGUUUGAAAUGGUGGACUUCAUCGAAGGAGACUGCGUACAAACGCUUCUUGUACGCGAGGAUUUAUAUGGGCAGGAAGGGGCACAGAUGCUUCUGGAUAGUUACGAGCGAUUGGUGAAAGCUUUCGUUGGGGAUGCUACUUUGACGCUUGAACAACCUGGUCUUUUUGAUCAGCGCGAUAUAGCGAGCGCUUUGAGUAUUAGCAGAGGUCCAUUCUCACCUCGGCGGUGGCCCGAGUCGGUCAUUCAUAAGAUAGAGGAAGUAGCAGCAACGCGAAGAGACGAAAUAGCCGUCCGCCACUUGGGUAUAUCACGCACAUAUGGGGAGAUUCUAGCCAACGCGAAUACUAUUGCCGCCACACUGCAAGCCACAGGCGUCUCUGAAGGUUCAGUGGUUGGCGUAUUACUAGAGCCAAGCCCGUCUUGGAUUUCAUCAGUCCUGGGCGUCAUGCGUUUGGGUGCUAUCUACCUCCCACUCGAUUUAUCUCAUCCUCCCACGCGACUGUCGACCAUCAUCGACGACUGUCAGCCUUCUGCAGUUCUAGUCGACAAGUACGAUGCGGGCUUUUUCCAGGCCCUGGGCGCGCCACAGAUUCAUUUCUUGCAGGUCCCUCACCAUAACGAUCACUCCGCACCAGUGCCCAUCAAGGCGGUCGCAAAUGGCCCAGCGGUCAUGUUUUACACCAGCGGCUCUUCAGGGACCCCAAAGGGUGUACUAUUGAAGCAUGAGAGCCUGCGAAAUUGGGCUGAGGGAAGCAUUGCAAGUCUUUACGAUUUGGGACCAGAAAUCGUUCUCCAGCAAACUACGCCCGUGUUCGACAUUUCACUGGAGCAAGUAUUCAUAGCACUUUGCUAUGGCGGAACACUAUGCAUUGUUCCGCGAGAGCAUCGUGCCGACGCCGAGGCAGUCUGCAAAAUAAUCGAGGAAUAUGGAGUCACCUUUACCAUCGCUACACCGACAGAGAUGACAGGCUGGCUACAACACAGAAAGCGACAAAUGCCCAAGGCUAAUGACAAUUGGAAGAGGGCAUUCUGCGAAGGUGAAGACUUGACUGAAUAUCUUGUAAAGCUGGCAUCGCAGGAUCAUUCCAAUUUUGAGCUGUACAACAUCUACGGGCCGACCGAGGCUACCAAAACAGUGACGGGUAUGCGCAUCCCUCUGGAUUGCCAAAUCGCUGGCCCUGUCGCGGCUGGUUUCCCACACCCCAACUGCUCAGUAUAUGUGGUCGAUAGUCAACUUAGGCCAGUCCCGAAAGGCGUUCAGGGGGAGGUUUACUUGGGUGGCGCAGGUAUCGCUAUUAAAUAUCACAAUAGGGAGAAGCUUACCGCAGCAAAGUUUGUCUCUAACCCAUUCGCUACGGACGACGACAAACUCCACGGCUGGACUACUUUGCAUCGAACAGGCGACGUGGGUCGGUGGCGAAGAGAAGACGGCAUGCUCAUGAUAGAAGGCCGGAUUGACACUCAGGUCAAGCUUCGCGGCGCGCGAAUCGAUCUCGCAGAAAUCGAGCAAGCAAUUCUUGCCUCUGAUGAGGCAGUAGUGGAAGCGGUUGUUUCGGUCAGGAAACCUUCAUCCAGUAAAACAACUCUUCUUGUAUCCCACGUUGUCCUGGAUCCGUCUUGCCUUGAUCCAGGGGAGCGUAUCCGUGCCAUUCAGUCUCGUCUGGGCGAGAGAUUGCCCCUCUACAUGUGUCCUGCUGUCAUCCUUCAACUCGAUAGAGUGCCGUUGACCAGCGCCGGUAAACUGGACCGCAUUCUGAUUUCCAAGCUAACUCUACCAGAAUAUGACCACAAGUCAUUUAGGGACGAUCGUCGGCCGGAUGAGGUGCUUUCAAGUACCGAGAUCCGACUACGAGAUAUCUGGGCAGCAGUGGUUGGUUUGCGGUACAACAUUACUUCGGAGACGAGUUUCUUCCAUGCUGGUGGUUCAUCUUUGCUUCUCCUCGAUCUGAAAAACCGCAUCCAGGAGGCCUUUGGCAUUGAUAUGCCCCUCUUGCGUAUGUUUGAGUUUAGCACGUUGAAUCUCAUGGCACAUUGGAUUGAUCGUGGGACCCAAGAAGAGCCCUACCAGGCUGACAUCAUCGACUGGGCGGAGGAAACUGCUCUGCCAUCGUCGCUACUGGAUGCAUAUCGAGAUUAUGACUCUAAUAAGGGGCAAGCGUUGGACAAUUUGAAAAAUCCUCGCCGCGUAGUGGUGCUCACUGGCGCGACUGGGCAGCUUGGAAAGGCUUUACUUGAGCUUCUUGUUGCCUCAUCGUCUAUACAGCACGUGCACUGUGUUGGAGUCCGGACUCCCAGCAAACUAAAGCUUGAUGUAAACGAGAAUAAAAUAUCGGUAUACAAGGGCGAUAUGAAUCUACCUCGCCUCGGCUUAUCGAAAGACGAGGCAGCUACCAUUUUUUCCCAGACCGACCUCAUCAUCCACAACAGCGCCGAUAUGUCGUAUCUUAAGACGUAUGCUACUCUUCGGGCUACCAAUCUGCAGUCGACAAAGGAGCUUGCAUAUAUGCUCGUCCAAUACGGGAAAAUCGAGAAGGCUUCAUUCCACUUCGUCAGCACAAUAUCCGUCGGCAACCUUCUCACGCUGGCGCAAAACGUUCCCAACGACGCAGGAACAGGUCAAGUUCAGUUUAACCCUACCUCUAUGGCCGGAUGCCUUCCUCCAAACACCAUGUCUUCCACACAUGUUUACAAGCAAGCCUAUGGGUACAUCUGUACGAAGUGGGCAAGUGAAGUAUUCUUGGAGAAGCUCAGUGAACAAGUGCCAGGGAUAGCGGUGGUGAUUCACCGACCCAGCUCAAUUGCGCAACUCGGCUCUGAGGCCACGGCAGUACAGGGUCUCGAGUUUGUGAAGAGUGUGAGCCGGUAUAGCUCUAUAAUUGGUGCCCUUCCCAAGGUUCCUGAAGGAUUGAAUCUGAGCGGCGGGUUUAAUAUUGCGCCCCUUGAGGUUGUCGCCAACGGGAUUAUGGAUGAGGUGGAACGAUUGGAUAGCAAGAGCGUGCAUCUACAAUUUCUGCACCAUCUUGGUGAGUUGGAGCUAUCUCUCACUGAUGUGCGCGGUUGGGCCGAAGAUGAGAAGGGCGAGGCGGUUGUGGAGGAGAUGGAGAUUAGUGAGUGGGUACAAAAGGCAAAGGAGGCAGGCAUGCAUAUCGCAAUG
Molecule: messenger RNA, 12096 nt
Organism: Clonostachys rhizophaga
Lineage: Eukaryota; Fungi; Ascomycota; Sordariomycetes; Hypocreales; Bionectriaceae
Source: the annotation of a GenBank genome assembly